CAAACGUUACUGCUGAGACUGCAAGGAGCUAGAACCAACCUCAACGAGCGGUAGCUGUGCCGAGCUCACGAUUUCCGUCACUAGGUGUUCAUGAGACAUCAUGAGGACUGUCGAAGAUUACCGCGAUGAAUUGGUGACACGCCAACACGUAGUCAAGGCGGUCGACCUGCUGAAUGUGGCGCUGGCCAAGUGCCAUCGCCGACGUAUCAACUUCGGGGCCAAGUGCGGCACCGACUUGACCUUUGAGCGCUCCAGGCGCAGUGAGCUGACGUACUGCCUCGGCGAAUAUGACUCCGCUGAGCCCGAUGACUUUGGGGCGCUGGACUCGGAGCUCGACGAGCCUCCCGCCGCUGGCAGGCCCGCCAUGGCACACACGCGCAGCGCCUGCUCGGUCAAGUUCCGUGAGAUGCCGGCAGACGGCGACGACGAUUAUGACGGCGACUCAGAUGGAGAGCAGGGCAGGGAGCGGCAGCAGUCAGUCUCGCUCCAUCGCGCAACCUCGGGUCGCACUACCUGUGGUGACUCCUCAUCGGUGAUGGCAGGGGAGGGCAGCAGCACGCGCGCCUCCCGCGCCCCCAGCGCCAGCAGCGGCCGUGCCCCCAGCUCCCGGCGUCACGAAGGCGGCGGUCCCCAGCUUGAAGACCCAUGCAUGGACUGGCGUGCGGCCAGCACGCUUCUGGCGGUCUCCAAGGUUCGGCGCAUGUCCACAAUGGAGGCGCGGGCCUACAUGGAAGAGGCCGCACAGGUGUCGUCGGCAUCUGCUGACGUGUACGGCGACGCUGCUGCUGGCGGCGCCGCCGGCGGCGGCGACAGCGCCGGCGGCCUGGUGUGGCUGCAGCGCGCGGGCUGCAUGACCGCACGUGGCGCGGGCCGCGCCCGCCGUCACUCCAUUUGCAGCCUUCUGGUGCCAUCCACCUCCGCGAAAUCGAACGCCUCCGCCGGCUCGGCGGCGGCUGUGCCGCCGGGGCCCCCGCAGCACCAGACGUCCGGCGGCAAGGUAGCUAGCGGCGGCGGCGGUACGGCAACUGCGUGCAGCAUUACUAAUGGGGCCGCCGCCGCCGCUGCUGCUGGUGCGAACGCAACGGACGCUACCGCCGAUGCGCCCACCACCGCGCGCACUGCAGGCGGCGGCAGCACAGCCUCUGGCAGGCACCGCAGCGGCGGCAGCGCAACCGUGGAGCACGAGGCCGCACCCUUGGAGCAGGAGGCCGCAGCGGUGGUGGGCAUGCUAGCAGUGGGGGGUGGCACGACAUUCAGCAGCACGCGGCAACGGGUGAAGACCGCCACAGGCAGCAGCAGUGGCGCCACGGCUCGCCAGCUGCAGUCGCAGACGACACAGGCGGCGGCGCCGCCUGCAGCGGCUGCGGUGGAGGCGGCGGAGAUGGGCGCGAACCCCAGGCUGACGGAGGCAAAGCUGCUGCACUACCUGUUCAACAACGCCGGCGCGGCCGCGCUCACAGCCGCCGCCACUGGCCUCGUCAGGGCGGAUGCCGCCGCCCCACCCCCAGCGCCGUCGCCAGGUCUCUCAGCAGGCGAUAACGUGCUUCAACAGCCGGCCGCUGCCACGGGCGCCACAGGUGCGGCGGCCGCCGAUGCCGCCCAGCCGCCGCCGCCGCCAGCGCUGCCCUCCCCUCCCACAGCGUCGCGGCAGCAGUCACACCACCGGCCCGGAAACCGCCGUGCCUCCGUGGAACUUGGCAGCUUGGGCACCAACUCCCUCUCCACAGCCCUGCAGAUGAUUGUUGGGAGCGGCGGGGGCGGCGCCAUCAGCGGCAGCUUUGGCGGCGCCGCCGCCGCCGCCGCCAGCGACUCCACGGCGGGUGGCGGCAUUGUUUCACGGCAGGAUGCUGGCGGCGGUGCCGCAGGGGAUGGCGGCAUGAGUUACGUCGGUUACCUACCGCUCGGCCUGAAGGGCAGCAGUAGCAGCAGGCAGCCCUGCUACAGUGGCAGUAGCUGCAGUGGCGCUGCUGCCCCUGCUGCCGGCAGCAGCACCUACAGCCUGCACGCGCCCAUCCCGCCGCUGGCCUUGCACCACGCCAGCAGCAGCCCUAUGGCGGGGCGCCACGAGCAUCAUGGCAGUAGCAGUGGCGCCCUGCUAGACGCCGCCGCAUGUGUUGCUACAGCCGCCGGAGCCUCCUCGGCCCUCCGCAGCGCGCCCCUGCCGCACCUGCGCAUGGCGCUGCCUCCGCUACUGGCCUCCCCUGUUGACAACGGCAAGAACGCACCGGGCGGCGGCGCAGGUGUCGCAGGCUGCGCAGCGGGUGGUGGCUUUCAAUGGCCGCGGUUGCCGGAAGGUGGUCUCAUCGCCGCCACCUCUGCUGCCGCUGCCAGCACUGGCGCCUGUGGCAGCAGUAGCAUCAGCGCCCCGCUACCCGCCAUGCACCUCCCACACCUGCGGCGGUACACGACACGCGGGUUCCUGCCACACGACGCCGCCGGCAGUGACGGCGGCAGCGGCAGCCACUGCUAUGCUGCUGACGCGUCCGAGCAUUCGCUUUCGGUGUCGGGCGCCCCUCGCGGUGGCAUGGCCGGGGGCGAGGGAGCAACGCGGCCGGAUCCAUCCCGCCGCAUCCGUGCUGCAAUGAUGGGUCCCGGCGGCUCCCAAGCCUCUGCACCAUCGUCUCCUGCACUCAAGACUUCAACACACCUGGCCUUCUCAGGAGCAGCAGCAGGCUCUCCGCCGCCAAUCCGGCACCGGGGCUCCUGCUACCCGCCGCAGUCCCUAGAGUGUGGCGGUGGCGGCCCAGCCACUGCCCCGCACAGCCACAUAAGCCAUGCUGGCAGCGGCGGCCUUGCCGCCGCCGCAGGCAUCCAGCGCGCCCCGACUUGCGGCGGCUCGCCCCACCCACAGCUCGCGGCGUUGCCAGCAGUGCCGGCUGCAGCGGUGCACUUUUACGCGCCUACGCCCCUGACAACGCAUCGCCUGAGCAUGCACCAGCGCAUCAUGGCGCUGCCAGUAGAGGGCCAAGCCGCCGCCGACACUGCCUCAGACCGCCUCGCAAGAUACCUGGCAUCUGACACCAGCGGCGGCGAUGGCGGCAUCAGUAGCAGCUGCGGCGGUGAUGGCACAGCAACCAACCACUACGGCCUCCAGACUGAUGACCUUCAUCAGCAGCAGCAUUACCACCACCACCCGCUGUUGCUUCCCCAGCAGCAGUCACACGGCGUCAAUGCUAGUCGCGCCCGCCGCGCCUCUGCUCUGGCCUCGGGGCCUGAGGGCGCCGCUGCUGACUUCGGCGGCGGCGGUGACGGCGGUGCCCGCGGAGUCCUGCAGCUGGGCUCCCAUGGUGGCGCCGGCGGCCGUGCCGGCGGCGGCAGCCUCAGCUGCGGGGCUAAUGCCGGCGGCCUUGCAGCAUUAGUAGCGGCAGGCGGCAGUGUGGGCGGCGGCGGCGGCAGGUGCUCGCCGCAGCCGCUGCUGCCCAUGGGCAGCAUGGGCCUGCUGGUGUGCACCGCCACCACCGCCACCACCGCCUGUCUUGAUGACGUGGACGACGCCGACGACAGCGGCGGCGGCAGCGCCGUCAGCAGCGGCGUAAGCGGUGGUGUGAUGCUGUCGCCGCAAGCGGUUGGCGGCGGCGGUGGCGGCGGCAUUGGUGCCUCGCGACGGCGCCCUGUCCACCCGUCCUGGCUGCUAUCAGAGUGGCCCUGGCUGCCCACACCCGCUGCUGGGGAUGGUGACACGGCUGCCGCCGCAGCUGCCGCGGCGCUGGCACCCGCGAUCAGGGGCCGGGCGUCGCCGGCAUCGUCUGCCACCGGUAUGGCAACGAACACCAACGCAAACAUUGUGGCACGGAGCCUUUCACGGUGUGGCAGCAGCUUGGCGAGGCCGCUGCAGGCCGCCGGCAGCAGCCGCUUUGGAGGUGCACUCAUGAUGACACAGAGCCUUGCAAGCGGCGUCGGUGGCAGCGGCGGCGCUCUACUGCUGCCUGCAGGCGCCGGCCCGCCUGCUGGUGCUGCGGCACCAGCAGCCUUGGGCGCUCAUGUUGACAACGGCGCGGUCACAGUCCCAGACGGGAUGUUGGUGGCGCUCUGUGGUCGCGGUGGCGGCGGCAGCCCGGCGGGAGCGCCGCCGCCGCCGCCGCAGCGUCCCAAGCAUGUAGGGCCCGACAGCGUGCGACCGCAGCCGCCCGCCUCACCGGGCCCGCGCCAAGCAGUUGCAGGCACCGCGCCGCCGCCCUCAGUUGCCACGUCUGCAAGCCCCCUGCUGCUGCCGCACCCUCCACCCGAGCCCACGGGCGCCGGAGCCGCCGCCGCCGCAGCAGCAGCAGCAGCGACUGCGGAUGGUGAUUUCCUGGUCUCUGGUGGAGGCUUGGCAGCGUUGGAAAGCGGCGGCGGCGGCAGUGGCCGUGGAUCGCCACUGCGUCUGGGCGGCCGCAAGGCGAUGGCCGUCAAUGCGCUCUCACGAGACUGCAGCCGUGCCGCCUCCCAUGUGAGCAGUAUCGGGUCUGCUGUUGCUUUUGGGGCGCCCAGCGGCGGUGACGCGGAGGACGAAGACGAUAGCGAGUGGCAGCGACGGCUGCGUUUGGGUGAAGCAGAGAGCAGCUGGCAGCGACGCAGCGUGGCCUGGCGAACCACUGAAGACGGUGGCAGCGAAGCCGAAGGGGCGGCUGCUGACGGCCGCAAGGAGGGUAGCAGACGAGAUGAAGCGUCCGUGGGAAGCCGCAGCGGCGGCAGCUUGUGGGCCGCAAGCGCCAGCAGGCGCGGCAGCAGUGCGCAGGAGGCUGCAGCAGCCGGCGGUGGUGGCUGUGCCAUGUCUGCCUUGGCGGCAUCAGCUGGCCCAGGAGGCGACGGCGGCGCCACCGCUACUGCAGCUUUGCUGCUUGCCAGCAGUAGCUCCGCUCUGGUUGCGGCGGAGGUGUCAGACAGCGCAUUGCUGUCGUCAUCCUCCGCCUCAGUGCUUGCAGCGGCCUUGCUGGGCGCCGAGCAACAGUCGCAAGCGGCUGGCGGUGCUGUAGGCGUGCGUGGCUAGCGGUAGGGACAGCAGCCCGCCGGUGCGCCGCCGUGGGUCACUCUCGCGCACCGGCGGUGGCAGGAGCACGCAUUGCCUGGUUCAGAUCGCUUGCGAUAGAAGGCGGAUGUGCAUGAGGGAGGUGGCUAUGAGAGUGUGAGACACCAGCGCACACGCUGUGCUCGACGGCGACGUCCCCACUUGCCGAGCUGGCGGUUCUUGCUGGUGCUGGCAGCGUCUGGUCCGGGCAACGGCAGUAGCGCUACUGCCGGCGGAGACACGGCAUGUGUCUCGGGCUCCGCAGCCGCAGGGCUGUUUCGCUCGUCCGCUUUUCGCGCACUGUCCCGCACUGGUAGCAGCGCAAAGCGGUUGCUGCCGCUCUCCCGCCUCGCUGCGCAAGUGGUCAAGGCCGCAGCUGCAGCGGCGGCGGCAGCGGGCAUGCAGCGGGCAAGGCUGUGGCAACAGGUGGCAAGGAGUCCAUGAUGGGUGCUCUGUUUGGCGCGGUGUAGCACAUGUGGCGUGGCACUGCGGAGCAGGUGGAGCACAGGACCCGGCAGGCGCUUACCGCAGCGACGGCGAUGGGGACGAGGAUGCGGAUGCGGUUGGGGAUGUGGCGGAAGAUGCCGAGGAGGAGGAGGGCCAUGCGGGCAGGGUCGCACACUUGGGAAUAAAACAGCAGGUUUGGAACUGCUUGCAGUGGGAGAACAGCUUACGUGCGCUGCGUCUUGCUGUGUUUGGGCCCCCCCGAAUAAUUGCUCACUUGAAGUAAAGUAGCAUGCAGUGUGCUGCCGAAAGCAAUUGCUGUUGGUUCCAGCAGGAACACCCCUACGUGGUUCUAUGUAUGUGAACUGCAAGAUUAAGCUGCGCUUUGCAGCAGGGCGACACGUACGGUGAGCGCGUUACUGCCUGUUGCUGCAGGAACAAUAAAUGCUGAUGAGCAGAUAGAGUAGUAUCUAUGCCCCAUGUGAAGAAUUGUAUGGAACAAAGUUACCCAUGUCCGUACGUGAUUACGGUAUGACGGGAGCAAGUCAAAAGCUGCCGUCAGCCCAAAUCAGUGGCGGUGUUGUGCUAGCGUUAGGUAUCGUGAUUUUUACUGCAAGCUGCAGCGGCCGCCAUGGCCACCGGCGGCGGCGGGGCCGGGCUGAGAGCCUGAGAGCCUGAACGGCGCUAGCAGGGCGUGGGGCUGAGGGUGCACGUGUCGAUUGGCGGCGAGUGACGUGACUAGUUUGUUAGCUGCGGGUUAGCACGGACUGUGCACCCCACCCAACCGGCCACGUCCGGAUUUGCGGGGAUGCCAAAGGCCCCCAACAUAGAGGCGUGUGCUUAGUAGGCACCCGCGUCAAGGUGACUGGGUUGAUAACGACCCG
Chlamydomonas reinhardtii is the source of this 6315-nucleotide messenger RNA. RefSeq lists its product as uncharacterized. Lineage: Eukaryota; Viridiplantae; Chlorophyta; Chlorophyceae; Chlamydomonadales; Chlamydomonadaceae. The record is from RefSeq and is a predicted model, not a curated record. The transcript is spliced from 2 exons. The coding region runs from base 101 to 4969 and encodes 1622 amino acids.